AUGAGCAUGAAGUCCAAUGUUGUAAAAUUACUACUCGUCACUUUCUGUGUCAGUGGAGUUGUCGAUGUGGAGGCACAGAGUUGUGAACCAGUUGUUGCCUCGAAUGAAGUGCAAAGUGUUGUAGUGAAAGGCGGUGUCUCCGGUUGCCAGUACCGUGUGUCGUCGGACACCGGUAAAGCGGUGAAGGUCUAUGUUAACGCUACCAGUGGAACCAAAUGCGUGAUUGUCACGAGCGGAGGGACUUCAGACAAGCUGUGCCCGUCAAGUGCACACAAUCAGUUGAUAUCUCAAGAAUCAAUUGAAGUGAGCGUGGAGUCCGGGGCCACAACUGCACAGACAGCGGCAACAGAACCAACUACAGUAGAAACAACUACACCUAAAAAAGAAGACAAGCCAGAAACUGAGGAGAAACCAAACCUCGAUACAAACGGGAAAGGCGAUACGCAGCAAGCACAAAAGAAGAAAGCCGAGGAUCCAAACGAAGCACCGGAAGCACCCGAAAGUUCCCAAAAACAAGCACCGGACCCAAAAGUACCACAACAGAAUGUGCCAGGUGCUAGUCCACUACUUCGAAGUGCAAGGGACACCUCCAGCAACGAUGUUACCAUAAACUACGUAUUGGAUUCUGACCAAUAA
Messenger RNA from Echinostoma caproni, 636 nucleotides. The record is from the annotation of a GenBank genome assembly. NCBI's taxonomy places the organism in Eukaryota, Metazoa, Platyhelminthes, Trematoda, Plagiorchiida, Echinostomatidae.